Molecule: messenger RNA, 246 nt
Organism: Elephantulus edwardii (Cape elephant shrew)
Lineage: Eukaryota; Metazoa; Chordata; Mammalia; Macroscelidea; Macroscelididae
Product: eukaryotic translation initiation factor 1-like
Exons: 2
Coding region: 1-246 (81 amino acids)
Biological process (GO): translational initiation
Cellular component (GO): eukaryotic 43S preinitiation complex
Molecular function (GO): translation initiation factor activity; RNA binding; ribosomal small subunit binding
Source: RefSeq, a predicted model, not a curated record
AUGUCCGCUAUCCAGAACCGCCACUCUUUCGACCCCCUUGCUGAUGCAAGGAUGUCUGAUGAUUAUGAUAAAAAGAAACUAGCAAAGGUCUUUAAGAAGAAGAUUGCCUGCAAUGGUAUUGUAAUUGAGCAUCCAGAAUAUGGAGAAGUAAUUCAGCUACAUGGCGAUCAAUGCAAGAACAUAUGCCAGUUCCUUGUAGAGACUGGACUGGCAAAGGACGACCAGCUGAAGGUUCAUGGGAUUUAA